Messenger RNA from Elephantulus edwardii (Cape elephant shrew), 492 nucleotides. It is a transcript of the gene ARL2BP, whose product is annotated as ADP-ribosylation factor-like 2 binding protein. Gene Ontology annotation, biological process: positive regulation of tyrosine phosphorylation of STAT protein; maintenance of protein location in nucleus. The coding region runs from base 1 to 492 and encodes 163 amino acids. Lineage: Eukaryota; Metazoa; Chordata; Mammalia; Macroscelidea; Macroscelididae. The record is from RefSeq and is a predicted model, not a curated record. Gene Ontology annotation, cellular component: mitochondrial intermembrane space. The transcript is spliced from 6 exons.
AUGGACGCCUUAGAGGAAGAGAGCUUCGCGCUGUCCAUCUCUUCAGCCUCUGAUGCAGAAUUUGAUGCUGUGGUCGGGUAUUUAGAAGACAUCAUCAUGGAUGAUGCGUUCCAGUUGCUUCAGAGAAAUUUCAUGGACAAGUACUACCAGGAGUUUGAAGACACAGAAGAGAAUAAACUUACCUACACACCUAUUUUUAAUGAAUAUAUUUCUUUGGUAGAAAAGUAUAUUGAGGAGCAGCUGCUGGAGCGGAUCCCUGGGUUUAACAUGGCAGCUUUCACAACAACAUUACAGCACCAUAAAGAUGAAGUGGCUGGGGACAUAUUUGACAUGCUGCUCACAUUCACAGAUUUUCUGGCUUUUAAAGAAAUGUUUCUGGACUACAGAGCAGAGAAAGAAGGCCGAGGACUAGACUUAAGCAGUGGAUUAGUGGUGACUUCGUUGUGCAAAUCUUCUUCCCUGCCAGCCUCCCAGAACAAUCUGCGGCACUAG